AUGCGACCGUCUGAGAAGUGGUGGCGGCAGUACGGACACUCUGUAUUCCAGAUAAGGCUGGCCAACACGCGCGUUGUGGUCGUGAAAUCCUUCGAUGACUGCCGCAAGAUGCUACUGAGCCACCAGAACGCACUCAUCGAUCGGCCAAAACUUUACACAUCUUACUGCGUAAUCUCCAGCACCCAGGGGUACACGAUCGACUCAUCACCGUGGGACGAGCCAUGCAGGAAGAAGCGCAAGGCCGCGGGGACAGCACUCGGACGACCAGCGCUACGGAACUACCACCCACCCUAUGUUCGAUCUGGAGAGUUGCUGCAUUUUACGGAUCUAUAUCGCGACAGCAAAGAUGGUGAGGCUGAGGUCAGUGUGAGACCGUAUUUGCAGCGGUACGCGCUCAACACGACACUGACACUCUGCUACGGUAUCCGCAUGGAUGAGGUUACGACGAAGUUCUCAGUGAGAUCCUGUACGCUGGUUCGGCAAUAUCUCUCCUGCACAGCGCAGCUGAGAAUCUACAAGAUUACAUCUCGCUUCUCCGGAUACAUGGACGGCUGCCGUGACGGAGGAGAGGGUGACCUAUAUCAAUGCGAUCAUCAAGGAGGCAGCGCGGUACUAUACUGUCAGCUCGAUGAGUUUGCCGCGCAAGAAGUGACAGAAAUCAACUGGAAUGGGGCAAUUAUUCCGCCCAAGACGAUGAUCUUGAUUAAUGCCCAGGCUGGGAAUCGCGACCUCUUCAGCAUCAAAGCCCACGUUGCUGUCGUGACUGGCGGCAGCAGCGGGAUAGGCCCCAUGGUCGCCAAACUAAAGGUGAUUGGAUUUAUAGGGAUUAUGACCAACGGUGCAAGAGUUCACAUAGUCGCCCUCCCAACGGACCCGAUCGACGAAACUGUCUCGGACUUAACCUCCUGGGGUUCAGCAUCCUCAGGGGGCUCCGCACAGGGUUACGCCUGUAAUCUCUCAUCCAAGUCUGCUCUCCUGGAACUGGCAUCGUACAUCUCCAAGGCCAAAGGGGGGAAGCUCGACAUCCUCAUAUCGAACGCUGGAACCCGACGGGAUCCGCCGGUCGAGUGUAAUGUCUUCACUGCACCCCUGUUUGAACUGCAGGAAUCCAUGUUCUCACGGACCGAACAUGAUUGGGAAAAUACAUUCAGCGUCAAAACAACGGCGCACUACUUUCUAUGCGUUGAUCUUCUACCAUCACUGGCUGCGGCCACGGACUAG
Molecule: messenger RNA, 1221 nt
Organism: Aspergillus nidulans FGSC A4
Lineage: Eukaryota; Fungi; Ascomycota; Eurotiomycetes; Eurotiales; Aspergillaceae
Exons: 4
Coding region: 1-1221 (406 amino acids)
Molecular function (GO): oxidoreductase activity, acting on paired donors, with incorporation or reduction of molecular oxygen; monooxygenase activity; heme binding
Source: RefSeq, a predicted model, not a curated record